This is a messenger RNA of Maudiozyma saulgeensis, 393 nucleotides long. The record is from the annotation of a GenBank genome assembly. Lineage: Eukaryota; Fungi; Ascomycota; Saccharomycetes; Saccharomycetales; Saccharomycetaceae.
AUGACUCGUACUUCCGUUCUAGCUGAUGCUUUAAACUCUAUUAACAACGCCGAAAAGACUGGUAAGCGUCAAGUUAUGAUUAGACCUUCCUCCAAGGUUAUCAUUAAAUUCCUACAAGUUAUGCAAAAGCAUGGUUACAUUGGUGAAUUUGAAUCUAUUGAUGAUCACAGAUCUGGUAAGAUUGUCGUUCAAUUGAACGGUAGAUUGAACAAGUGUGGUGUCAUCUCUCCAAGAUUUAACGUUAAGAUUGGUGAUAUUGAAAAAUGGACUGAAAACUUACUACCAGCUAGACAAUUUGGUUACGUUAUUCUAACUACUUCUGCUGGUAUUAUGGACCAUGAAGAAGCUAGAAGAAAGCAUGUCUCUGGUAAGAUUUUGGGUUUCGUUUACUGA